Messenger RNA from Leptopilina heterotoma, 1852 nucleotides. RefSeq lists its product as uncharacterized. Gene Ontology annotation, biological process: protein localization to plasma membrane; GPI anchor biosynthetic process. The record is from RefSeq and is a predicted model, not a curated record. The coding region runs from base 241 to 1785 and encodes 514 amino acids. The transcript has 2 exons. Lineage: Eukaryota; Metazoa; Arthropoda; Insecta; Hymenoptera; Figitidae. Gene Ontology annotation, cellular component: endoplasmic reticulum; membrane. Gene Ontology annotation, molecular function: glucosaminyl-phosphatidylinositol O-acyltransferase activity.
UCUAAAAUCAUAAUAAUAUGAUGGGUUUGACAACAUGAUGCACGUGUCAUAAACUUUAUUUUAUAUUUAUUUAUUAUAAAAUUUAUGGAAUUUAAAAAAGAACUUUCUUAAAAAUGUGCCAAGAUGUGUGUGACCAGUGAAAGUUAACUAAAAUAAAAGUAACAAAAUUUUAAUAUUACUGAAAAGUUUAAAUGAAUACCUAACUGUCAAUAUCAGCCGGAAAAAUAUUUUCAUACAGAUAUGACUUUAUCGGAACAUGAACGUUAUCGACAACAACAAGAAAACUUUGUUUCCAAUCAUGCGGGAACAACAGCUCAAGAAGUUAUUUUCGUGUUACUGCCAAAUAUAUGUAGCAUUCUACUUACAACGUCAAUAUUAGGUUUAUUCAGAGGAAAAUUAAGUUCCAAUAUUCGAGUAAUUAUUGAGUUUUCAUUAACGAUAUGUCCAUGUAUUUUAUGUUGUACAGUAUUAUCCGAGUACUUAAUUCAUGUUUGUUCUUCAAUGCUCAUAGUUUCAUUAAUAGCCUUUCUUUUAAUUGCCACAAGAAAAUGUCCACAAUUGAAGGAAAAUGUUGUACCUGUUCAAUCAAAAAGACUGUCAUUUUUAACAAACUUUAGAGCCUUGGUUAAUAUUAUAACAGUCGUCUGUAUUCUUGCAGUAGAUUUUAAAGUGUUUCCACGUAAAUUUGCGAAAACUGAAGUGUAUGGAUAUAGUUUAAUGGACACUGGUGUGGGACUUUUUAUCAUAGCCAAUGCUCUAGUUGCACCUGAGGCAAGGAACAAAAUGAUAGAUAAGAAAAUGGCACUAUCUGAAAUAAUCAAGUCCAUUAUAAGCUGCAUGCCAUUUUUUGUUUUAGGAUUUUGGCGUUUUCUUGCCAUUGAAUAUCUCGGGUAUCAGAAACACAUUACCGAAUACGGAGUUCAUUGGAAUUUUUUCUUAACUUUAGCUUUUGUCAAACUGUUUACAAGUUUAAUUCCUAAAAGAAUAACUUGUAAAUAUUCUCUUUUGUCCGGAAUUUGGUUGCUAAUGAUGUAUGAAUAUGGUUUAAGUAACAAAGAUUUUAAAGAAUGGAUUUUGAGUGAAGGUUCUAGAUAUGAUUUCGUAUCUGCAAAUCGGGAAGGUUUGGUUUCACUUCCUGGUUACAUAGGGCUUUACUUGAUUGCAUUGUCCGUUGGAUCAGUUAUUCACUCGACUUUUCAAAAUUCAAAAAUUAAUUCCAGAAAAUCUCAAGAGAAAUCUGUUUUAGAAAUUAAACUUCUAAAAUACAACAUUAAUGUGGCUUAUAAUCAAUCGAUGAUACUUUGUAUAAAGCUAUGUUUGAUAGCUUCUCAAGCACUCGGCGUUACUAUAUUUUGUGAUUCGUACUUUUCAGUUUCUAGGCGACUCACUAACAGCGGAUAUUGUGCUUGGAUUAUCACUCUCAGCAGUACAUUUCUAACAUUACUUGUAUUAGUUGAAAUUAUCAUAGAAAUAUUUAUCCCACACGAAACAAAACAAAUUACUCCCGAUAUCAAAGUCUAUACAAAAAGAGCAAAUAAUCAAAAAUUAAAAAAACCCGUUUCCACGCAAACUUUUUCUGAAACUUUCGAGAUUUUCGAAGCUGUCAAUUAUAACGGUUUAGCUUUCUUUCUCUUGGCCAAUAUUUUGACAGGAACUGUGAACAUGUCCAUCAAAACACUUUAUACUGAAAACACCUCAGCCGUGAAUAUACUUAUAGCUUAUAUGGCAAUUAACAUAUUUUUUGUUCUAGCUUGUUAUCGAUUAAAAUUCCAAAUAAAAUUGUAAAUAUCUACUAAGCGUUUUUAGUAAAUUUUCCAUUGUAAAAUGUUUUUAAAAAUAAAUAUAAAUUUAU